ACCUGUGAACAACUAUACGAAACAUCGUCUGCCAUUGAACACUGUAUAACUGGAAUAUUUCGAUCGUUGAACCCACCUGGCGUUAUGGCUACUCACACUUCUAAGUACUUACAGCUACCCAGUGCUAGCUCGUGUGAUAUUGGCAAACCAAGUCCACUGGCCAUGUUAGCUGCAACCUGUCGCAAGAUUGGUACAUCACCACGUGUGUCAUCCCGUCGAGUACUGAGCCUGAGUACGACGUCACCACAACCUCAAACCACUGCCUUGCCGAACACACCUGUUUGUACACCAACAUGUUCGUAUCUUCCACCUACCCCACCGCCGUCACCACCCAUGCAGAUCACUCUGACGUCACCAUCAUCAUCAUCGGCCUUGUCGAUGUCGCCUCAGCCGCUACCACUCCAAUCAGUUAGCCCAGCUUUCACUGGUCACCAGACAUGCUACUACCCUCCAUACCAACCUGUCAUGCGUUACUCUCCUUACUCCACAACACCUCUAUCAAGACCAAGAGUUCAACCCUCAUCGAUGAGUUACCACUCAGCUACCACUCCAUACUCUCCGUGUACUCCUAUGAUGGUACCAACAUUCAACCACACGCUUCUACAUCCUCAUUCAUCAUCGUCAUCAUACAUGUUUGGUGUCUAUCCUCAUCACGAUCAACCCGUCCAUGCUACGAUGUCGUCAAUGAAGGUCCGUCACACGAGGAACCGUCGAUCGUGUCGGCUCAAUAUCAACGAUGAGGAGGAGGAAAUCAUCGACGUGGUUUCGCUCUGAUAAUAAUGGACUUUAAAAAAAACUUCAUGUUGCAUGUGGCGAAUGUUUACUUCAUUCAUUCUAAUAAAAUUCAAGUCGAAAGAGAA
Messenger RNA from Strongylocentrotus purpuratus (purple sea urchin), 860 nucleotides. RefSeq names its product leucine-rich repeat extensin-like protein 5. The transcript is spliced from 2 exons. Bases 85 to 774 code for a protein of 229 amino acids. Lineage: Eukaryota; Metazoa; Echinodermata; Echinoidea; Camarodonta; Strongylocentrotidae. The record is from RefSeq and is a predicted model, not a curated record.